This is a messenger RNA of Exophiala dermatitidis NIH/UT8656, 3671 nucleotides long. RefSeq lists its product as uncharacterized. Gene Ontology annotation, molecular function: RNA polymerase II cis-regulatory region sequence-specific DNA binding; DNA-binding transcription factor activity, RNA polymerase II-specific. The transcript has a single exon. The coding region runs from base 1573 to 3063 and encodes 496 amino acids. Gene Ontology annotation, cellular component: nucleus. The record is from RefSeq and is a predicted model, not a curated record. Lineage: Eukaryota; Fungi; Ascomycota; Eurotiomycetes; Chaetothyriales; Herpotrichiellaceae. Gene Ontology annotation, biological process: regulation of transcription by RNA polymerase II.
CGUAGAUUCUGAAAAUAGAACGGCAAUACGAGGCGCCAACGCCGCGAAGGCUGAAGUACAAAUUGUACUUUGCCAUUGCUCCACUACACCCAGCGACAAUGCAGUGCCAGGCAUCGCUGGGACGGCGACAGUGGAUUCUUGACAAGGAUGACAAUCAGGAUGAGACUCUGACACACGGCUAGAACCUCGCAAAGUACGGUUCACCCAAUGUCAUCGAAUCGUUCUGCGCCUUCAUACGCCUCCCACAACCACUCAUUUCUUUCUUUGCUGGUCUGUUAGAAACAAAGAAUUCUAUGGUUCAAAACAGUCGGUACAAUGGUUCACCCAAUCAGAUACGCAAUCCAUGUGACUCACGAGAGCCGCGCCGCUGCCAAACCUGCCAGUGAUGCCUGCCCUUGGAACUGAAAUGUUCAACACGGGUUUGACCCCGGGAACUCACAAAGUGGUCAUGUGGCCCGGUUUCUCUUUCGCCUCCCCGCCACUGAAAGAAGAGAAAACAACUCGUUUCACCCGGGUCCAAGCCCAAUGGCACUGCAGGAGAUGUUAAUGUUGCUCAAUGCCAGCUUGUACGAGCCAAGAGGUGCCAUGAAUCAUGGACGGAUGGUUCUUGGUCCGCCAUGGCUGUCAGAGGCAAAGGUGACUCCACCCGGUCGAUCCGAUGCGCAGGCAUCCACUGUCAGGCUCAGGUCAUCAGGCAUCAGCCAGCCGCGCUCACUCUAUCAUUCUUGCCUCUUACUUAUGGUUCACAAGAACUAAGGUACACUCCGUUCAAUGGUAGGUCGCUAGCUCGCUAUGAACCACAGAAUUUGGCCGUUAUCCGGUACCAAGAGGUGCGGUUGGUUGUAACUCUUCCCGGGAUUCUGGGGUUGUCGGUACCGUUUCCUUCCAUUCCCACCAUUCCGCCAGAAAUGGUGGCGCCUGACCUGGGUAUCGCACGGACUUUGAUCAGUUUUGGCCUCAGGUUCCGCACAGCUGGGCUGUACUCACUCCUAAGCGCAACUGCAUCUUACCGGUCAAUGCAAUUGCGAUACACCCAACCAAGUCCGUCGUACGAGAGAGGCGUGUCUGAAGGUUGCCUGAUCUGAGACCUAAAUGACUCUGGUAUUGACUGGUUCGGCCAACCGAGUCGACCGAACCAUUCGAAGAAGACAGACUGUGAGUCUGAAGUCCCGACCCCGAGUCUUGGUGCACAUGUUGGCUGGGCGCGUGGACACGACAGGCACAGCCCAGCCUUGCUGUCUGUACUCGGUAGCUAGGGCAUCCUAGUCGGAGCCACGAGUCUCUCCUACACAUAUAUAUGUUAUGCCACACUGCACCUCGGCCCCAGCCCAACAUGGGAGAUGCUGACUACCUCACUAACCCUUGUGCCCUUGCCUGGUUGCAGCGGCACAGUUGUUCGUUCCUCAUCACCUCAGCGCCUUGCCCUUGACGCCCGUCGAAUACGCACACACAACAAGGCGCACACAGUCUCAGUCCCAUCAGUCUCAGUCUCAGCGUUCCAGUCUUAACAGUGCCAGUGCCAGCCCCUAUAAGCGCCCGACUAUCAAUGUACUAUACUUUGACAUUUCCAUCAUGGUUUUGACAUCAGCCACGAUAGCAACAACUACUUCUUCGUUGAGACACCACUAUCCGUUGUCACCUUCGCCCGAUUCUAGCAAUAGCAAUUUCUCACCUGAACCCGCCGUCAUAGGCAUUACACUUGACCACAAAGGUGCAAAGCUACGACUUGCCGCCAUGGCCGAGCAGCAACAACCAUACCAGGAGCAACAGCAGCAGCAGCAACUACCGCAAUACCAACGGUCUGAAAGCUUGGUCUCUGUCCCCGAAUUCACCCGACGCCGACCCCUGACCAGAAGCGUGCGGCGUACGAGAAACCCUCCUCGUAACACCGAUGGGGACAUAUACUGUGACCAUCCUGACUGUCACGACAGUAACCAGAUCUUCCAGCGAGUAUGCGAGUGGAACAAACACAUGGACCGGCACGAAAGGCCAUAUAAAUGUAUGGAGGUUGGAUGCGAGCUGACCCAAGGCUUUACCUAUUCUGGGGGCCUUUUGCGGCAUCAGCGAGAAGUCCACAGGAUCAACCUGACUUCGAGACGAAUACAGUUUUUCUUCUGUCCAUUUCCCGAUUGCAACCGGAGUAGCGGGGUAGGGUUCUCAAGACGGGAAAACCUCGAGGAACACAAGCGUCGACGCCAUUUUCCGGGCCGUCGCCGACCGGGAGAUGCAGUAAGUGGGAACUCUGCAGGGGGCUCCAAUCCUACGGGACAAAUAACACGACUGGAAGAGCUGGCACGUGAAGCCGGUUACAAACUGGAAGAGCGAGAUCAACAAGCCAGUCGAGAUACGGUGAUAGUUCCAAGCAACAGCACCCCACCCACCACCGCGGCCGCAACUUCGACUACAACGACUACAACGACGACAGCGACGACAGAUCCAGCUGACCAGGUCCCAAUACCUGGGGAUCGCCCAACCGUCAUCUCAAAUCAUUUUCAGCCGUCGAGCGCGACCGCCGCAGCCGCUCCAUCCACCGGCGUUACGAGCAGCAGCAGUCCGUCCACUCAUCUUCAGGAUGCGGGUCUGACAACCCAGCAGCAGCAGAUGCAACAACAGCAACAGCAACAGCAGCAACAACUCAUCCACCAGCUCCGUGAAGACGUGGGCAAAAAAGAAGACAUAGUUCGACGUCAAGCCUCUGAGAUUCUCCGGUUGCACAGUUUCAUGCAGGCGUUGCCGCCCCGGUUGGUUUAUGGACUGAUGCAGCGACAGCAAGCCCAAGGACAACAGCAGCAGCAGCAGCAGCAGCAGCGGGCCCGAACUCAAACUCAAACACAGACACAACCACAAGCACUACAAGGCUCAGCAACGGCAACGGCGACGGCGCCCCGAAUCAGCGAGGUGUUGUAUACGACGCCGACGCUGCAUACUCGUGUGCAGACGCAACGCGCAAUCACACCGCCAAAGCAAUACCAAAUGUCAUCGCAAAGAGCAGUAUCAUCAGCACCAAAGUCAGAUGCGGCUGAAGACAAGCAAUUCAAUAUCAAGCAAGAUGGAGGGGACUAGCAGGGCAAAGCACCAGCCCACAGCAUCAUGUGCAGACGCACACGCAGAUGCAGAUGCACUCACAGUCGCAAGGUGCAGUUCAGUCCCAUCGGCACCAAAGGCAGAUUCUCAUGCGUCCGAAGACAACAAAGUCAAUAUAAAGCGAGAUGGAAAUGGAAGGUUGAGCUGAAGGUGGAGGUGGAGGUGGAGGUAGGGUUUAUUAUAACAGGUUACUUGACUGUACGAUGACGGGGAGGUGGUACUAAGUGUUUGGUGUUGAUGAUGAGCAUUAAGCAAAGGAACUUGAUAUCCGGUUGGUUUUGGUAUCAAUGGUAUCAAUGGUAUGGAUUGGAUUGAAUUUGAUUCGCUUCAACAGGGACAAGAUGGUGAUACUGUACUAGUACGGGCGUUGAGAAGGAGUUUUGGACCCAUGUUUUGGCAAUACGAUUUGUUAUUCUCCUUUUCAUAUCCCGCUUGGUCUAUCGAAGACAGCUGCAUAUCUAGCUUGGUAGAUAGUAAUUGAUAGGUGUCCUCGUGUCUUGGUGAAGUGUACAGAGUCUGUAUACAGAUCGUAUCGAGUGCCUACUAUCAACCUAGAUACCUACCUAGGUACCUAAGCAUCUAACGAA